Anopheles gambiae (African malaria mosquito) is the source of this 3187-nucleotide messenger RNA. RefSeq lists its product as uncharacterized. The record is from RefSeq and is a predicted model, not a curated record. The coding region runs from base 538 to 3117 and encodes 859 amino acids. The transcript is spliced from 10 exons. Lineage: Eukaryota; Metazoa; Arthropoda; Insecta; Diptera; Culicidae. Gene Ontology annotation, molecular function: serine-type endopeptidase inhibitor activity.
UUUUCUCAGUAAAAGUUUGCUCGCGUCCCGGCCAAGUCGUGCCGUCGCGACCGUCCGUCCCCAGUCGCAUACAGCGUUUGUGGGGUGCUGCUGCUAUUAUUUUUGUUGUUUGGUGUGUAUGUGUGUAUUGUUAGAUUUGUUUUGUGUGCGUCGCUGCGUUCUUCACAUCAAGACCUAUCAAGGUGGCACACCAUCAAGGUCAAACGUGGCCUUAGCGCAUCUUCCGCGGGAGUCGUUAGAUCGUUCGUUUCCAGCUUUGGGCGUGCGCCCAGCUAGUGAAUUUUGUUUGUGUGUGCGUCGUUUGCAUCGAUCAUCUAAUACCCGUGACGCGGAGUGGCGGAAUUUACGCACGUUCACACACAUCAACACACCGCCAAUGGUGGCUGUGCUGUGCGUGUAAGGGCGUCUGUGUAAAAGCAACUGACCGUCAAUAACACAAACGGUGCGAGAGAGCGUGCUCACCUUAAUACCGGCCAAACAGCUGUCGGGGGAUCGGAUUUGGAGAUCCCGCUAGCGACGGAUAGCUUCCCAAGCGAGAUGCGGUCGGCAGUGCCCAAUAGCGUCAGGUGCUAUGCAGUCCUGAUGCUACUGAUUUCCAUCGGUACGGUGCAACCCUUCCGGCGGCAUCACCCCCGGCACCAACCCUCGUUCGUGUCGAGGAGUGACUUUGACUGGAAUCUCGCUCGUGAAGUGUUCCGGCACGAAGACUCAAAUGUCGUGUUUUCGCCGUUCUCCAUCAAACUUUUGCUAACGCUACUGUACGAGGCAGCCGAACCGGGAUCCGGCACCCGAUCGCAGCUCGAGGCUGCACUGGUCGAUCCGGACCUGAACCAAACGCGUGCCUUCUACACACAGUUCCUAGAUGCAUCGCAGCAAACAAACGGUGACUAUGAAUUCGAUAUUGGCACAAAAAUGUUCCUGGACAAGGCGCGCGCCAAGCUGCCCCAAGCGUACACUGACCUGCUGGAGCAAAUGUACCGUACCUCGGUAGAGCGGGUAUCGUUCAAUGGCACAAAGGCGACCGCCGAGAGGAUAAACACCUGGUGCGAAAAGGUAACCCGUGGUCGCAUCACGGAGCUAGUUACGGAAGACACGCUACAGGAUGCACAGCUAGUACUGGCGAACGUGCUGUUCCUGAAAGCGUCCUGGAAGAACUCGUUCCCCGACGACCAAACGCACAAUCGGACGUUUCACGUCGCCGACGGCGACACGGUGACAACCGAGUUUAUGCGCCAGAUGGAUCUGUACGACUACACCGUUCACGAGCAGCUCGGGGCGGAAGUGCUCCGGCUACCGUACAAGGGACGCCAGUUCAGCAUGAAUAUGGUGCUGCCGCACCGGAACGUUUCACUUGCGGCGCUUGCCGACGCUCUCACGCCCACCAUGCUCGACUCGAUAGCGGAGCAGUUCGUACGGGAAGAGGUAACGGUGCUGAUACCAAAGUUUCGCUUCAACUACGGCACACUGCUCAACGAGGCCAUCCAGCGCCUGGGAAUACGCGACGUUUUCACUAAGAAUGCAGCACUUCCCCUGCUUGCGUCUGCUGAUGACGCCAAACAGAGCACCAUCAAGAAUGAAGUGCAGGUAUCGAAGAUGCUGCAAAAAGCGGGUAUCGAGAUCAACGAAAAGGGGACGCUUGCCUUUGCAGCGACUGAAAUUCAGCUAGUCAACAAAUUCGGUUACGACGGCGAGCCGAUCGUGUUCGAGGCCAACCGACCGUUCCUGUUCUACAUACUCGACGAGGAAACGAAUGCGAUCCUGUUCGUGGGAAAGGUAACGGAUCCUUCGCGCAGCACGCCCACACCCCGUGCCGCGGACCGCCUAUCAGUAAACGUUGGCAGAUCGUUCGAGCUGGACGAAAUGGGCAUCUUCCACGGUCGACGAUGGGCAGCGGUGUUGUGCUGUGUGUUUGCGCUGACGAUCGCGGCAACUCCAAGGAGGUUUUUACAAAAUCGCUUCACCGUCGACUACGAACCAUUCGCAGGGCCGUGGAAUGAUGAUUUCGAUUGGAGCGUAAUAAAGGAGGUACUUCACAAAGCGCCGGGCAAUGCGGUGAUUUCACCGCUCUCCGUUAAGGCCCUGCUGGCGCUACUGUACGAAGGUUCGGCGAGCCGAUCCGAGACGGAGCGUGAACUCCAGCAAGCACUCAGCGGCGGUAAUUCGCAGGCCGUUCCCAAGCUGCAAGACGAUCUGCUGCAGUACAAGCAACAGCAGCAACAAAACCUGCUCAUUACCGAUCGCAUCUUCUACGACACCACGGUCACGCUCCUCCAGAAGUAUCACAGCAUCAUUGCGGCUCGCUACAAUGCCACGACGCAGAGUGUGGACUUUCAGGACACGCAGUCGGCGGCGGCCGAAAUCAACGCGUGGAUCGCGCAAAACACGCGCGGCAAGAUUCAGAGCAUCAUCAAACCGGACCUGCUGCAGGACGCACUGAUGAUGCUGAUCAAUACGAUCUACUUCAAGGGUUCCUGGUCCAUCCCCUUCCCGACCAAUGCGACGGUCGAGCGGCCGUUCUUCACCGGCAGAAUGCACACGGCGGGCCGGUACGGUGGACCGCGGUCCGUUCCGUUCAUGAAGCAGCGCGAGCGGAUCUUCUACUACAAACAUGCCGAGCAGUUGGGCGCCCAGUUUCUGCGCCUACCGUACGACUCCAACCAGCUGUCGAUGAUCGUGGUGCUGCCGGAUGAGCAGGUUUCGCUGGGGCAGCUACUGUCCCGGCUUACGGCCGAUGCGGUCCACGAAACGCUGGCCGACAUGUCUGAGGAGGAGGUCGAAAUCGAGCUGCCCCGCUUUUCGAUGACUUAUUCGAGCUCGUUGCGCGAAUGUCUGCAGCAGCUGGGCGUCUCGCGGGUCUUCACCGAUCAGGCAGAGUUGCCGCUGAUUUCGCGAGGUCGCACCACCCCGCUGAAGGUUAGCACGAUACUGCAGAAGAGCUGCAUUCUGGUCGACGAGCAGGGGACGGAAGCGUCGGCGGCGACCGAGGGCACGCUGGUGUUUACCAUUCUCAACCAACCGGUCAAGUUCAUUGCCAACCGGCCGUUCCUCUUCCUGAUCUACGACGAAGGCAAGGGCAACUGGCUGUUUGCCGGCAAGGUGGAAGAUCCACAAACGUAAGCGGGCGACAAACAACAGAGCUUCUUGUAUGAGCAAUAUCAAUAAAGAUGGUUUACUGUUUAGUACCAAA